AUGGACAGUUCACUGUUGGCUGCGAGACAACCAGAGAAAAAAGGCGGAAGGAAAGGCGGGAAGACGGGAGGACGCGUGGAAGGUGUGAACAAGUGGAAUGCAACGCCUCCAAGUUUGGCUCAGCGCACCCCAUCCCAAAGACAUCUAGCACUCAUUCAAUCACAGGCAUACCCUCUGUAUCACCGUCCGCCGAGGUCACAUCAACUCCCUUCCAUCCCCUCAUCAAAACUCACCAAAAUACGGACCCUAACGAACCCCCUCAGCCCCCCCUCCCCGUCCUCCUCCUCGCACACCCUCUCCUUCCAGUACUCCCAAUCCGACCCCUACCUCGAUCUCGAAAGCGGACGUUCCGGCGGUGCGGGUGGGACGGAGGACGACGACACGGACGAGGGGGAGAGGCGGUUGCUGAACUCUUCGAGUAUUGGUAGUAGGAGGUUAGGGCUACGCGAGGAGGCGAGUGAGACCCACGCGGGAACGACGCAUACGAAUAUGCCCACAGCGGAGGAGGGGAGGGUGUGGGGGUUUGUGAGGAGGAGGGUUAUACUGCCUUUUCGAAUGGCUUUGAGAGCGGGCACAUCACCAGACAAACUCGCCCUAUCAAUCAGCAUGGCCAUCGUCUGUGGCCUAUUCCCCGUCCUAGGCGUCACAUCAGUGCUAUGUCUCGGCGCAGCCUGGAAAUGGGGACUAAACACGCCCAUCAUGCAGACCGUCAACUUGAUCCUUACACCCGCCGACGUUGCACUCUCCCUAGUCUUCAUGCGCCUUGGCGAACGCCUCCUCUCCCUCGACCCGCUCCCCAUCACACCCUCCACGCUCAUCGCGCACCUCCGCGCGGUCGGGUUCACCGCCGGCCUCGGGAUCCUCCUCACAGUCGUCGGAUGCGCGAUCCUGGGCUGGGCGCUGGUAAUGAUCCCCACCGGUUUCCUCAUCAACCUCCUGCUCAAACCGGUACUGCGACGAGUGAUGGUGAAGAAACAGUUGGCGGAGGAUGUGGAGCCGGAGAGUCAGGCGCUGGUGGGCGAGGGAGAACGGCCGUGGAGUGCGGUGGAGAGGUUGAGGGGGGGAAGGGAGGAGGUGGAUUUGGGGGGGAGUGAGAGUGGGGAGGAGGUGGGGGAUCCGCUCUUAGGAGCUAAGGUUGCGAGGGGGGCGGGGGCUAGGAGACGGUCGGGGGCCGAGUGA
Fimicolochytrium jonesii is the source of this 1179-nucleotide messenger RNA. RefSeq lists its product as uncharacterized. Gene Ontology annotation, cellular component: intracellular membrane-bounded organelle. The coding region runs from base 1 to 1179 and encodes 392 amino acids. NCBI's taxonomy places the organism in Eukaryota, Fungi, Chytridiomycota, Chytridiomycetes, Spizellomycetales, Powellomycetaceae. The record is from RefSeq and is a predicted model, not a curated record. The transcript is spliced from 3 exons.